CUCAAUAUAUAUAUCACGUGUAAUUGUUUUGUCAAUAAACUUUUAAAGUAAAUACGUCGUAAAUUAAUUAUUUUUAACAAUUAUUCGACAAAUUUUAACUCAUAAAUUAUUGUAAUGGCCAAUGAAGAAGGUUUUGAACAAUUUGAAGAUGAGGAAACUGAUGUACCAAUUGGAUCAUUACCUAGUGGACGUAAACGUUUGUUCUCAAAGGAAUUGCGUUGCAUGAUGUACGGAUUCGGCGACGACCAAAAUCCCUACACCGAGAGCGUCGAUUUAUUAGAAGAUUUAGUAAUCGAAUAUAUCACAGAAAUGACUCACCGUGCGAUGGAAAUAGGACGUACUGGACGUGUCCAGGUCGAGGACAUUGUCUUUUUAGUGAGAAAAGAUCCACGUAAAUACGCGCGUGUAAAAGAUCUUUUGACAAUGAACGAAGAAUUAAAGAAAGCGCGAAAAGCUUUUGAUGAAGUUAAAUACGCAGAAUAACGUCGUUAACUCCAACGCCUUGAUAAGAAGAACCACAAAUCGCUAGAGCCAUUCCAUGGUCAGUUAUGUACUCACGUAUCCGUUUCAUACGUGCGUCGUGACCAACAAUCUGCUGGGGAAUACAAUCCUUCAAGAUUUCAACGUCAACAUUUACCGGAUUAACUUUGACAUUUAAUGUGAUACGCAAUUGUUCCAACGCAAUCGACAGUAAAUUGUCCUCCGUUGGAUUGCUACCGAAAUGAUGAUCAAACCAGGCACCGCCCAUCAUUGCUGUUACUACCUGUAAUUUAUUAUUAUGAAUUUAAGAAAGUUUUAAGCCAACGAAAUACUUGUUGAGAAUUUUUAAUUCAAAAAAAAAAUUUUUUCAAAAAUUUCCCGGUCAAGUUUACGUUUUAAAUUUAUUGUGUCGUAACUAUUGGAUUUAUGUAAAAAUACAUAGAGACCUUUUUUAUAGAAAAUUUUAUUCUCUACAAAAUUGGUCUGAUACAUUUUUCCCGUAUCUUGAAUACUUUAGCGGCAUUUUAAAUAUUUUGGUAAAAAAUAAAAGUUUUAUUUAAAUUUACAGAAUCUCGAAAAAUUCACAACAAAUUAUUUCUUGUAAUUUUACCCCGGCGUAUUAAAUAUAAAUAAAUAAAAUAUAUAAAAUAUUUACCGUUGAUUUUUGUGGGUAAACACACGAAUCAAAAAUAACCCCGAGCAAUGGCAAGUUCUGAUUUGGCGGGACCAAGAAACCAAAAGCUUCGCACGGCAAAAUGUUUUCCUCAAACUCAAAAUUAAUAACAGCGACUGUAACACUAGGUAUUGCCUCCAACUCAUCAGCCAAUUCCGGAUGCUGUUGUCUGACCAUCGGCGCAAGAUUUUUAGCCGGAAGACUAGAAAUUACUUUAUCAAAUUUUUGAACCUUGCCAUCGACCUCAACGUCAACUUUCCCUGGGGCGAAAGUCAAGUUGCUGCACUUUUUAAACUGCACAUCAACUUUACCCCCCACGUGCUCCGCCAUCGCGAUGGGAAAUUGCUCGAGUCCGCCUUCUAGUGUCCAUACUGCCCAUUUUUCCUUUUCCGCCCUUAGGGCCAACUUCGAAGGGCCUUUUGUGGUCCGUCCCAAGGUCGUAUUCUUCAUAUCCUCCAGCCUUUUCUUUUCAAUAUCUCCCUGCAUUCUGUUGGUCUUCAGCGUUCCCUUGAGAAUGGAGCCAUGCUUCUGCUCAGCUUCGAACAUCGACCGCAUCAGGAAAUUAACGCUCAAUUUUUUAGCAUCCCCAGCAGCUAUCCCGCAAACCAUCGGACUGAUCAAGUACUCCGCGACAUCCUUACCCAGCCUUCUUUCAACGAAACUGUACAAAUCCUCGUCGUCUUUCUCGACCCUCGGAGCCUUCAACUCGUUCCAGAGCGACAGGAUAAGCGGACGUUUUAACGGCGCGCGUAUUUUUAAUAAAUCCAUGAAUGAGUUUGGCAAAACGUGUAAGCUUUUGUCAGCAUAAAUGAGCCGUUUUUUAGCUGCCGGAUGAUUCGGCCCGAUGCUGAUCACCCGGUCAGUUAAAUUUAGCUCCUCAAUAAUACGAAGAGUAUUUUUGCCACCGAUACCAGUAGAUCGCAUGGUACGAGGACCCUUUUCAAACAUCGCUCCUGUAGGUGAUCUCUUGCUGCGUAUCCAUCCUCCAAGACGGUCAGAUGCUUCGUAGAGAGUCAAAGCACCCAGACGUGGGUUCUCCAGGGCGUAAAAUGCCGCCGACAGACCGGCUAUGCCUCCACCCAGAAUCGCGGUCAUUUCAAAAGUCUCCAAAAAAAAAAACAAUUUUUUUUUAUUUAUUGUCUAGGAGUAAUUGUCCAAAUAAUACAAACAUGUGCUUACCUUAUUGUGAGUCGGCGGAAUUAUGACAUUUAUUUACUUGACUGUUUAAUCUUCUGAUGGUCAACUGGAGUAUGCGGAGUUUAACCACCAGGUGGUGGUAAAAUGUCAAGUUGUUGCUUGUACCUGUGAAAAUUAUUUGAAUAAUUUGUUUCUUUUAUUGAAAACAAUAAAUUUAUGACAAAACUUACGGCCAUGACCAAGUGCUCAGUGUCCUCAUGCAGAGAAAAAGGAACUUUCACUUUUCCAAAGGAUAAAAAACGACGUUUGCUAUGGGAGCGAGCUAUUGAUAAAAACUUCAAGUCUUCAAGUUCAUCGAGGUUAUGUUCCAUUCAUUUUAAAGACGAGGAUGUCAUCAAGAAUCGAGAAAGUUAUUAUACUGGACUCAUCAGCACAAGGAGAUUUUUAAGACCUGGCGCCGUGCCCACACGGCAUUUGAACCAGCCUUCAAACCGGGCAAGAGAAGCUCGGAAAUUUUUAUUUGAUCUGGAAUCUUCUGAUGAAGAAUCGUCACCUCCAGUGGAAAAUUUACCAGACGCAGAUCCACCAAAGGUUGGAGAUGAUCCGGAAAAUAGAAUAAAAAAUAAUUUAGUUGCGAAAGUAUCUUUUGAAAAGGAAAUAGAAUCAGUGCAAGAAUACUCAGUACCUGUUGAUGACCAUCAUCCUGGUUCAUUAAAUUUAAAAUGAAUAUUUAUGAUUUCGAACUCUGUUUGAUGCUCGGUGUAAGUGGACCCAAAGGUAUCAGUAUUUUGCACCCGUGGAUUUUUUUCUCUCAGAGAUGGUCGAUGGUCGCCGAUUGAUAAAAGUCACCGCUGAAAGAAUCAGUCGAGUUUUGUAUGAAGAAAUUUUAAAAAAUUACAGAAUAAAAUUCGCAUAUUAGCGCGCGAAAUUUGAAAGACAGAAAACUAAGACAUUUAUAAAAAAUUACAAACUUAUCAGUUUGAUUACGAAGAUCUAAUAAAUAAAAUUUGUUUUUUGUUGUA
Molecule: messenger RNA, 3312 nt
Organism: Microplitis mediator
Lineage: Eukaryota; Metazoa; Arthropoda; Insecta; Hymenoptera; Braconidae
Gene: Taf13
Product: transcription initiation factor TFIID subunit 13
Exons: 5
Coding region: 115-483 (122 amino acids)
Biological process (GO): transcription by RNA polymerase II
Cellular component (GO): transcription factor TFIID complex
Molecular function (GO): sequence-specific DNA binding; protein heterodimerization activity
Source: RefSeq, a predicted model, not a curated record